GUCAGGAGGCCGCGACGCUUCCGGCGCGCUGAGUGGCGGCACCGCUGACCGGCAGCCGGAGCCCGGGGCGCUAUGGCCUCUGUGGGGGUGGCCGCCGGCCGACAAGCCGAGGAUGCGUUGCCGCCGCUGGCCGAACCGCCGCUGCCCGAGACGAAGCCGCUGCCGCCGACGCAGCCGCCGCAGCCGGUCUCCGUGCCUCAGCCACAGCCGGCGCCAAGGCCUCCGUCCCCGGCCGGCAUGAAGGCGGAAGAGAACUGCUCCUUCCUCCCGCUGGUUCACAACAUCAUCAAAUGCAUGGACAAGGACAGCCCUGACAUCCACCAGGACCUGAAUGCCCUCAAAACCAAGUUCCAGGAGAUGCGCAAGGUCAUCAGCGCCAUGCCUGGCACCCAUCUGAGCCCCGAGCAGCAGCAGCAGCAGCUGCUCAGCCUCCGGGAGCAAGUCCGCACCAAGAGCGAGCUCCUGCAGAAGUACAAGAGCCUCUGCAUGUUCGAGAUCCCCAAGGAGUAGAGGCGGGCCGACGGGCGGGCCGGGGCCUUCCCACCCCGCCCCCCCGUGUGGGCGGGGACUGCCGGGCUGCGGCUCAGCUGGACGGCGCUGCUGGCUUCCU
Molecule: messenger RNA, 610 nt
Organism: Vicugna pacos (alpaca)
Lineage: Eukaryota; Metazoa; Chordata; Mammalia; Artiodactyla; Camelidae
Gene: MED9
Product: mediator complex subunit 9
Biological process (GO): regulation of transcription by RNA polymerase II
Cellular component (GO): mediator complex
Molecular function (GO): transcription coregulator activity
Source: RefSeq, a predicted model, not a curated record